Molecule: messenger RNA, 1322 nt
Organism: Parus major (Great Tit)
Lineage: Eukaryota; Metazoa; Chordata; Aves; Passeriformes; Paridae
Product: cathepsin S-like
Exons: 5
Coding region: 215-1177 (320 amino acids)
Biological process (GO): immune response
Cellular component (GO): lysosome
Molecular function (GO): cysteine-type endopeptidase activity
Source: RefSeq, a predicted model, not a curated record
CAUUCCCUCAUUUCCUGGCUCGUGAUUUCUCUCACAAGCGCCCCAAAUCCGGAGCUCCGCGCUGGGAACGCUCCGGAUCCGGCCCCGGAUCCUCCCCCAGCCCCACCUGGAGCUGCAGAACCCCGCAGCAGCUCCUGGAGACCGGAUUCGUCACUGAGGGGUCAAUUCCGGCUCCGAGCCCUCGGCUCCCGGCGCUCCGGCUGCGGAUCCCGGGAUGGAGCCGCUGGCUCCCGCCGCCCUCCUGGCCCUGCUGGCGCUGGCACUGGGACAGCCCGAGCCCGCGCUCCACCGGCACUGGGAGCUCUGGAAAAAAACCUACGGGAAGGAAUAUCAGCCCCAGGAGGAUUCUGCCCGUCGCCUGACGUGGGAGAAGAACCUGUGGCUGGUGACGCUCCACAACCUGGAGCACUCGCUGGGGCUCCGCUCCUACACGCUGGCAAUGAACCACCUGGCAGACAUGACCAGCGAGGAGGUGGCGGCUUCGCUGACGGGGCUCCAGCUCCGUCCCCGUCCCCGUGGGAAUUCUGCGCUCCAAGCCCGGUUCCGGCCGGCCCGGGACGUCCCGGAGGCGCUGGACUGGAGGGACAAGGGCUGCGUGACCGAGGUGAAGAACCAGGGCGCCUGCGGAUCCUGCUGGGCCUUCAGCGCCGUGGGAGCGCUGGAAGCGCAGGUGAAGCUGAAAACCGGGAAUUUGGUGUCCCUGAGCGCCCAGAACCUGGUGGAUUGCUCCGGGAUGUACGGGAACAAGGGCUGUGCCGGCGGCUUCAUGACGGAGGCGUUCCAGUACAUCAUCGACAACGGCGGCAUCGAGUCCGAGGAGUCCUAUCCCUACACGGCCCAGGUGGGGCCGGGAAGAGCUUGGGAAUCCUCUUUUCCAGGAGAACACCUGGAGACAGCUCCAUUCCUCUUUUCCUUCCACCUCUCCCAUCCAAUCCCCCCUUUCCCCGCUUUCACCUUUGCUCCGGAUCCAAACCCACCCCAGGAGCUUUGGCAUUAUUUUAUUGUUAUUAUUGUUAUUAUUUUUGGGAGUGACUGGACCAGGAGCUGGAAUUCCUACCUGGUUAUUUCACCAUUUCUUAGGCAACAGGGAAAAAUGGGUCAGGAGCUUGCUGAAAACACGAUCCUGGGAAAUGGGUCAGAGCAACAGCAGCUCCAUCCAGGAAAAAGUGGGAUUUAACCCUCGAAACGUGGAGCUGCAGAGGGAAAAACUGCUGGUCCCAGGCUCCAGAGGGAAUGGGAAGAGUCUGUGGAUAGGGAGGAUGAGGAUGGAGGCUCCAGGGAAGGGGAGGAUGAGGAUGGAGGCUUGUGCUGGAUUUAGCUGG